AUGGCGGCGAGGAUGGUGGCGGCUUUGGUGUGUAUGGUGGUGAUGCUACGGCUGAGUGAAGCGGCGGUGUACAAAGUCGGCGACUCAGCUGGCUGGACAACCAUAGCCAACGUAGACUACAAGCAAUGGGCCUCUACCAAAACUUUCCACAUUGGUGAUACUGUCUUGUUUGAAUACAACCCACAAUUCCACAACGUAAUGAGAGUGACGCACACAAUGUACAAAAACUGCAACAGCUCAAAACCAAUCUCCACAUUCACCACCGGAAACGACACAAUCACACUCACCAACCACGGCCACCAUUUCUUCUUCUGUGGCGUUCCAGGCCAUUGCCUCGCCGGUCAGAAGCUUGACAUCCACGUGCUCCACCCCGCCUCCUCCACACCACUCACUGAGCAACCAAGUUCCUCUCCUCCUCCGUCGACUACUACUAUUCCUUCAGCCGGAGUCCCCGGUCCUUCUCCUAGCCUCGCCACUUCUCUCCCGAGUGUGGUGGCGGCUGGAGUCGCAGCCGUGGUGGCUCUCCUUGUCUCUUUGGCCUUUGCAGAUUUUGCUUCUUAA
Microthlaspi erraticum is the source of this 561-nucleotide messenger RNA. NCBI's taxonomy places the organism in Eukaryota, Viridiplantae, Streptophyta, Magnoliopsida, Brassicales, Brassicaceae. The record is from the annotation of a GenBank genome assembly.